This is a messenger RNA of Paramecium octaurelia, 948 nucleotides long. Lineage: Eukaryota; Ciliophora; Oligohymenophorea; Peniculida; Parameciidae. The record is from the annotation of a GenBank genome assembly.
AUGAAUCAACCUAAAGUUUGGGAUGCAUAUAGUAAAAGUUAUCAUAAUAUCGAAAAAAAUCCAGCAGGAUUUUAAUUCACUUUGCUCAACAUGUUGAGAGUGAAUGAAGCAGAUGAGUAAAUCAUAUUAUAAUAAACAAGAAUUCUAGAUGCUGGUUGUGCUGGAGGCCAUUUGCAUUAAUACAUUUUAUAAUAAAGGAAAAAGAACUGCAGAUUAAUAGCAUUUGACUUUUCUCUUGAAAUGAUUAAAAUUGCAGCAGCUAGAAUGAUUAAAUAUUUUAAUAAUCCUCUAAGUGGUUAAAUUGAAGAUAUAAGUCCUUAAGAAAUUGAAAAUGCUGAUAUAAGUAUUUUUGACACUUAUUAUAUAGAUUGCCCAUUAUUGGAGGAAAACAACUAUAGAAUCUUUUAAGGAGAUGUUUAAUCAUUACCAUAAUUGAAUGAUAAUUAAUUUGACAUUUAUAUAUCAAAUUUAGUAUUGCAAUUAGUGGGAAAUAAAGAUUAGGCUCUUUAGGAAGCCUUUAGAAUUUUAAAGCCUGGAGGUAAAAUAGGAAUUGUAAUUCCUGUUGUAUAAGGCAAUUCUCUUAUGUUAUCCUUAUAAUAGUGUUUUAUAAAAGCUGGUUUGAUACCAAAUAAUGCAUAUAAACCAACUGAUAUUGAAACAAGAGAAGGAAUGAUAAAUUUCAUAAGUAAACAUGGUUUCAAAGAUAUAGGUAUAUAAAUAGAAUGAUUAAUUUAAAUAGUAUGUUGGAAUCAAACAAUUCCGUUUGAUCUUUUUGAUAUUGAUGAUAAUUACAUUUUCCCAUAAUUUAGAGAAAUUCUAGAUAAAGCUCCAAAAGAAUAAGUCGAUUAAUUCUAUGCAUUAUUCAAAUAAGAAGUAUAAAAUAGAUUGGCUUUAAAUCUUCCAUUUACAGUUGAAUCAAUGUCUUUGAUAGCAAAAAAACCAUCAUGA